Messenger RNA from Magallana angulata, 1458 nucleotides. Its product is annotated as dye-decolorizing peroxidase YfeX-like. Gene Ontology annotation, molecular function: peroxidase activity; heme binding. The transcript is spliced from 9 exons. The record is from RefSeq and is a predicted model, not a curated record. Gene Ontology annotation, cellular component: cytosol. Bases 125 to 1246 code for a protein of 373 amino acids. Lineage: Eukaryota; Metazoa; Mollusca; Bivalvia; Ostreida; Ostreidae.
GAUCAUGUGACGUCGUGUGUGACUGAAGGACGGAACUAUACAGGUCCACUGCGGCGGAGAGAGAUUCUCGCACCUUGCACUUAUUAACGCCUGACAGUAGCAAGCAUUCGUCGAUAUUGUCAAUAUGUCAGCUUUAAGAGGAAGUGCCAGACUUUUCAGCCGUGCCAGGCCUUUACUUAAUCGCAGUUUAUCUACACAGACAGCAGCUCAUGUGAGCCGCUCCCUGAAGCCCCUGAUCCUGGGUUCUGCCCUCGUUGGCUAUGGGGUUUAUAAGUACAUGAACACUGAACAAACUGUCGGCCUGUUCCCAGCAGUCAGUGCUGCUAGUGUUCCCGAGAGCCAGCCAUCGGUAUAUUCACAAGGCAAAAACCAUGCCCUGUACUUAUGGAUCUAUGUGAAGCCUGAGGCCAACGCAAAGGAGGUCGCUAAAGCUGUGGCCAAGCUGCAGAAAUAUGUGGAUCAGGUGACUGACCCAAAGAUGAGGGAUGAGGAAGAUGAAAUCUGGGCCGGGGUCGGAUUUGGACCCAACUUCUAUAAACAGAUUGGGGGAAAACCCAAGGAGGAUUACAAUUACCCCCACCGCAAAGGAAACCUGGGAGAAAUGCCCAGCUCAGGAGGAGAUGUGUUUAUCCAUGCCAAGUGUAACACCCCCAGCAAGCUGUUUGAGCUGGCCCAGGUUGUGAUGAAAAACAUGCCUGCCAACAGCGUGGAGUCCUUCGAAGAUGUGUACAGCUUCGUCUACAAGAACGGCAGGGAUCUCUCCGGCUUCAUCGAUGGGACUGAGAAUGCUGCAGAUGAGGAAUCCAGACAGAACAUUGCUGUGGACAAAGAAACUGGAGGCAGUUAUGUGAUUACCCAAAAGUGGAUUCAUGACCUCCAGGUGAUUGACAAAGAAAAAGACAAGACUCUGGAAUCCUGGGUAGGAAGAAGUCGUCCAGAUAGUACGGAGCUGAGUCGUAAAUCUAUCACAUCACACGUUGCCAGAAUGACUGGAGGAAACAGUUGGCAGCAGGCCAAGCCAGUUGAGAUCGUUCGCCAGUCCAUGCCCUUCGGAUCUCUGAGCUCAGAGGCCGGUCUGUUCUUCAUCGGAUACGCUGCCUCCCCAAUAAAUUUCGAGUUCAUGCUGGACCGCAUGGUUGGAGCACGAGAUGAUAGCAACUGUGAUGACAUCAUGAGGCUGUCCAAGAAUAUCAAGGGAACUUACUGGUACUUCCCCGGUGCGGACGAACUGAAGAAAUUCGCUUGAAGUGCUCAUUUGACUUACAAUCAAAUUUUAUAAGAGUCUUUAAAUCAUUGUAUAUUUUUUCUGAUGACCACGCAACGUAUCAUAGCCAUCUACCAGUGUCAAACUGAUAUACAUGUAUACUUAUUUGCACAGCACAGUUUAUACUGGUGCAUAUCACUUCAUUAUUAUAGAAACAAAAAACCAGUAAUAAAGUGUUUUGUAAAUUCUUGCUA